CUGAAGGAUUCCCCCAAAAAACGUGACCCGGAAGUGCUUUGUUAUUAUUGCCUGCUUCACAGCGGCAUUACAAGAAACAUGGCAGCCAUCAUGGCCAGGAACGUCCCUGGCUUGAUGAGGCCGUUGACUCUGUUUGCCAGGGGGCAGCAGAUAUGUCGGUUCUCCACCAUAAUCAAUCGUCAAACUGUCCAGAGGUCUCUGGUCACUACUCCUGCAUGGGCUUCUCUGUCCGCCAAAGGCUUCCAGACACCCAAGCAGAGCAUCCUGCAACGGGUUGCACCUCUCAUUCCCAGCCUGGUCCAGCAACCAAGCAGAAACCUCACGUACAUCAGUGUGAAAAAAGGGAAGAGGAAAUCUGUGAAGUCAGUGGUGAAGAGGUUCAUGCGUCUGCACUGUGGCCUGUGGAUUAGACGCAAGGCUGGAUACAAGAAAAAACUGUGGAAGAAGUUGCCUGCCAGAAAGAAGCGUUUAAGGGAGCAUGUGUUUUGUAACAAAACACAGAAUAAGCUCUUGGACAAAAUGACCACAAAAUUCUGGAAGAGGAGGAACUGGUUUGUCAAUGAUCCCUACAAGAAAUAUCAUGAACGUGUCAACCUAAAAGUCUAAUGGCUAGAAUUGUCCUUCCCACUCUGAGAUGUGUGUACAUUUGCAAUUGAUUAAUCAAAUGUCAUUGUACACAAGAACAUUGCUCACAGUAUCAUUUUGGUCAAUGUAGAGUGAAAUGCAGAUUUGGGCAAUUGAUGAAUAAAAUGAUCACUGUAUUGUUUGUUGUUGAAUAAAUUAACUCAAAUGUAUUGAAAUCUAUUACAUUUAAAUAUAAUACAAAAUACAUAAGCCAUGGUGUCACAUUGUCUCAUAUUUAUUGGCUGUCACCAACAGAAACACUGAUGAUACAGAGAAAGCACAUGUCAUUUUAGCUCAUU
Oncorhynchus kisutch (coho salmon) is the source of this 923-nucleotide messenger RNA. It is a transcript of the gene mrpl35, whose product is annotated as mitochondrial ribosomal protein L35. Lineage: Eukaryota; Metazoa; Chordata; Actinopteri; Salmoniformes; Salmonidae. Gene Ontology annotation, biological process: translation. Gene Ontology annotation, cellular component: mitochondrion; ribosome. Gene Ontology annotation, molecular function: structural constituent of ribosome. The coding region runs from base 79 to 606 and encodes 175 amino acids. The transcript is spliced from 4 exons. The record is from RefSeq and is a predicted model, not a curated record.